CUCUCCUCUGACUCUGCACCCUGGAGAUGGCGGCGCCCAAGGUGGCAGUGGUCGGCGCGGGAGUCAUCGGCCUGUCCACAGCACUCUGCAUAGUGGAGGCUUGCCCCAGCUGCUCUGUGGCUGUCCUCUCAGAGCAGUUCAGCCCCAACACAACGAGUGAUGUUGCAGCUGGGAUGCUCAUCCCUCACGCCUACCCAGGCACACCAAUCCACGUGCAGAAGCGGUGGUUCAAAGAGACCUUUGCUUACCUUUUUGCCAUCUGCAACUCAGCAGAGGCAUCAGAGGCUGGCAUUCACAUGGUCUCUGGGUGGCAGAUCUUUACAAACACUCCCAGGGAAGAGUCACCUUUCUGGUCAGAUGUUGUCCUGGGAUUUCGACCCAUGUCCGAAGCAGAGCUCCAGAAGUUUCCACAGCACCGCUUUGGUCAGGCUUUUACCACACUGAAGUGUGACUGUCCACCCUACCUGCUGUGGCUGGAGAAAAGGUUGAAAGCAGCUGGAGUCCAGAUGUACACCAGAAAAGUUUCAGACCUGUGGGAGCUGCACAGCGAGUACGACGUCAUCGUCAACUGUGCAGGCAUUGGAGCUCACCAGCUGGUGGGGGAUGAGAAGCUCUUCCCUGUCAGGGGUCAAGUACUGAAGGUUCAUGCACCUUGGGUCAAGAACUUCAUCCGGGAUGGGGAUGGCUCCACUUACAUCUACCCAGGGAUACACAGGGUAACCCUAGGGGGAACCAGGGAAAAGGACAACUGGAGUCUCGCCCCUGACCCUCGCACUACCAAAGACAUCUUCGACAGAUGCUGCUCCCUUGAGCCCUCGCUGCAGGGAGCUCAGGAUGUCAAGGUGAAGGUGGGCCUGAGGCCAUCCAGGCAGAGUGUGAGACUCAACAGAGAGGUCUUGAGGCAAGGAGGAGUUAAGCUCCUGGUGGUCCACAACUAUGGGCAUGGGGCAGGUGGCUUUUCGAUGCACUGGGGCACAGCCCAAGAGGCUGCUCGCCUGGUGGGAGAGUGCAUUGCUGUUCUGCAAGGCUCCUCAUCAAGGGCCAAGCUUUGAAUCCUAGGGGCUCUUUUUCCAUUUAGAACAGGCUAGUGUUGCAUUUCCAAGUAGCAGCUUUGGACUUUUUAUUGGGUAGCAGGAACCUAAGAUAACAGCUUCUGCCAUUACAGAUGCUCAGUGGUAUCUCAGCUGGCUUCUGCCACCUUAGAAAGGCAUGAUGGAAGGAGCAGAACUGCACACAGUACUCAUGAUGGGGGGGUAAACCUUGUAGUUAAGUGAUGACAUCUCUCUUCCCUUCCUUAUUUUCUUAUCUUAAAUUGCUUUAUAAUCAGUAACAAGCUUUUAACUGACAUUUGAACAGAAAUUCCUAAUCCCAAGUCAUCUGUCCUGAAGGGUACCAGCUGGUUCAAAGCAUCAGAAGAACACUGGCACAGGGGAGAGGAUUAACAGUGGAAGGUCAUGAAACCUCCACAACUUCCCAUGCUGAUGAGAGGUGCAUUUAAAGAAAGACUCAGCUGUCACCUGUGCAAAGUAUUUGAUCCUUGUGCCAUUUUCUCCCAUAUGUGUGCAGACAAAACUGGCCCUAGCGGAGCCAUUCCCUCUGUACCAGCACUUUCUGAUCUACAGUGAGCCAGGACACAACCCUGGCAGAUGGCAGUCAGCAGGGCAGGGAACUUCAAAGGGGUAAUUGUGGCAUAGACAGGGAACUAUUACACUCUGAGCCAUUUGCAUCGGUCCUUGAGACUGCAGACAGCAGAGGGGCUGCAUGGCAGAUUUUUAGCGAUUGAGCACAAAAACAGUUUUGUGCAGCAGGGAAUGUUGCUGAUUUUCAUUGCAGAAACAAAGCUGUGAAGACACCUUGUCCUGAUCCAGGCUUUUGCCCCUAUUUAAAACAAAUUUGUCCAAUUCCUGAAAAGAAAAAG
Messenger RNA from Dryobates pubescens (Downy woodpecker), 1918 nucleotides. RefSeq names its product D-aspartate oxidase (gene DDO). The coding region runs from base 27 to 1052 and encodes 341 amino acids. The transcript is spliced from 4 exons. Gene Ontology annotation, molecular function: FAD binding; D-amino-acid oxidase activity. The record is from RefSeq and is a predicted model, not a curated record. Lineage: Eukaryota; Metazoa; Chordata; Aves; Piciformes; Picidae.